This is a messenger RNA of Saccoglossus kowalevskii, 541 nucleotides long. Its product is annotated as helicase ARIP4-like. Lineage: Eukaryota; Metazoa; Hemichordata; Enteropneusta; Harrimaniidae. Gene Ontology annotation, cellular component: nucleus. The record is from RefSeq and is a predicted model, not a curated record. Gene Ontology annotation, molecular function: ATP hydrolysis activity; ATP binding.
AUGGAGAUUGGUGGCAUCCGUUUCUUGUACGACAACAUGGUGGAGUCACUACAGCGAUUCAAAAGUAGCUCUGGAUUUGGGUGCAUUCUAGCUCACAGUAUGGGUCUAGGAAAGACGCUACAAGUCAUUUCCUUCAUAGACGUUAUCUUUCGUAACACAACUGCCAAAAGCAUACUUUGCAUUGUUCCCAUUAACACCAUCCAGAACUGGAUGGCUGAAUUUGAUAUGUGGCUGCCAAUGAAAAAAAACACUGAUCCCUCAACGUCUUCACAAGAGGAAUGUCAGAACACUGAGGAGAUAUACCAUAGAACAUUUAAUGUUUUUCUCUUAAAUGAUAGUUAUAAAACCACUGUGGGACGUGCCAAGGUUAUCGCUGAUUGGCACGAUAAAGGAGGAGUCUUGUUGAUGGGUUAUGAAAUGUACAGGUUGUUGACCUUACGAAAGUUCACCCUUUCACGCCGAAAGAAAAAGAAUAAAGCUGGUAGUAAAGAAAUUGUAAUUGACCUUGAAGAGGAAGACAAGAAAAAUGAGAUGGCUGCAG